AUGGUCGCGUCUGCCUGUAGCACCGCCGAGGCCGCGUCCGCCUGGAACGCCGUCGAGGCCACGUCCGCCUGGGGCACGGAAAUCGCGUCCACGCAGGACACAGCUGGACAAGAAAAGUUUCAUGCACUCGGUCCUAUAUACUAUCGUGAUGCAGAUGCUGCUCUAUUAGUGUAUGACAUCACAGAUAGUGAUAGUUUUCUUCGUGUCACGAAAUGGGUGAAAGAGCUAAAACAAAUGGCAAGUAAAGAUAUUGUUAUGGCCAUUGCAGCGAAUAAAAGUGAUUUGGUCAGAUUGAAGAACAUAGACACUCAAGAUGCUGUAAGUUAUGCAGAAAGUAUUGUGACAAAUCUCUUUGUUACAUCUGCCAAAGCAGGGACUGGAAUCGAUGAUGUCUUCAGUGAUAUAGCCAAACGUAGGAUUACUAGAGAAGAGAAAAAACAGCGCUGA
Messenger RNA from Miscanthus lutarioriparius, 447 nucleotides. Lineage: Eukaryota; Viridiplantae; Streptophyta; Magnoliopsida; Poales; Poaceae. The record is from the annotation of a GenBank genome assembly.